Molecule: messenger RNA, 141 nt
Organism: Cetraspora pellucida
Lineage: Eukaryota; Fungi; Glomeromycota; Glomeromycetes; Diversisporales; Gigasporaceae
Source: the annotation of a GenBank genome assembly
AUGAAAGUUGACAAUACAGGCUGCUCAUACAUUACUCAAACUAUAGAACACCUUGCACUUAAAUGCAAAACUAGUAAACAAAUUUGGGAACAAAGCUACAAACUGCUUAAAAACAAUGAAAUAGAGAAUCCUCCAACCUCA